Encephalitozoon cuniculi GB-M1 is the source of this 786-nucleotide messenger RNA. RefSeq lists its product as uncharacterized. Lineage: Eukaryota; Fungi; Microsporidia; Unikaryonidae. Bases 1 to 786 code for a protein of 261 amino acids. The transcript has a single exon. The record is from RefSeq and is marked provisional.
AUGAGCAUUACCAGUAUCCCACAACCACAUGAAACCAACGAACAACACCACACCGAGAUCCAACACCACCGGAGCGCAAUUCUCAAUAACGAUCUUGUGGUACUCAUAUCAAUUGCAUUUUCAGCCCUUCUGUACUUCAUCUUCGACAAAGACAAUUUUGAAAAAAAUCCCUGUCUCAGGCUCAUCACCACACUCUUCCCCCUUUCAUACCUAGCAGCCCAACAUCUCCUCCUGUUCCACACUAGCUGGAAGGGAAACAACAAGCCAGAGGACACUCUGCACAAAGCACUCCGCUACUUCUUCAGUGCUCUCUUCAUCACAUUUGCCACCAUCUUCAUUCUUUCAAUCAUUAUACUCACCAACGAUAAUUGGAGCAAAGACGAUGAUCCACUCUUCUUUUCUAUCGUCCUUCCCUCUUUCUUCAUCCCACCCACCUAUCUCCUCUCCAUCUCUUGCUCUCUUGUCCCGGGACAGACUGGAUUCACAGACACCGGCAUCAAUAUCCUUAUCGAUGUGUUGAUAUUAUUAUGCUUCAUAGUAAAUUUCAUAUUUAUGCAUGAAAAGUCCAAGUACCGUCUUUACUCUGCAGUAACAUUUCCCUUACUUGUCCUGGUAAGAUUACUCACGGAGAAAUACUAUCCAUCUGGAAAGAGCUCUCUGCCCACUACAACAUGGAGGGUAGUUGCUUUUGUUCUCAUAUUCAUUCUUGUUAUUUACACCUACACAGACAUGGGCUGUGAAGCCAUCCUCACUCUCGAUUAUUACUUUACCUACUUGACAAGGUAA